Cucumis melo (muskmelon) is the source of this 1066-nucleotide messenger RNA. RefSeq names its product 60S ribosomal protein L19-1-like. NCBI's taxonomy places the organism in Eukaryota, Viridiplantae, Streptophyta, Magnoliopsida, Cucurbitales, Cucurbitaceae. Bases 172 to 813 code for a protein of 213 amino acids. Gene Ontology annotation, molecular function: RNA binding; structural constituent of ribosome. The transcript is spliced from 5 exons. Gene Ontology annotation, biological process: translation. The record is from RefSeq and is a predicted model, not a curated record. Gene Ontology annotation, cellular component: cytosolic large ribosomal subunit; ribosome.
AAUAUGAAGGGGUAUAGCAUAGUUAAGUAAAAGGCCAAAUCUAUUUUGUUUUGGUCUAAUAGGCCCACAAUAAAAUGGAGUCCACUUCUUAAACCCUAGAAGGCAACUCCCUUUCUCCUUCAUAAGCUUAUCUUCUCCAACUAGCGGCCGGGAAGGUCGAACAAAGAAACAAUGGUUUCGCUCAAGCUCCAGAAGAGGCUCGCCGCCAGCGUCCUCAAAUGCGGGAGAGGCAAGGUCUGGCUUGAUCCCAAUGAGGUCAACGAAAUCUCCAUGGCCAAUUCCCGUCAAAAUAUAAGGAAGUUGGUGAAGGAUGGUUUCAUCAUCAGGAAGCCAACCAAGAUCCACUCUCGUUCUCGAGCACGUCGCAUGAAGGAGGCCAAGAGAAAGGGUCGCCAUUCUGGAUAUGGUAAGCGUAGGGGUACUAGGGAGGCAAGAUUGCCAACCAAGGUCCUCUGGAUGAGGAGAAUGCGUGUACUUAGGAGAUUACUCCGCAAAUAUAGAGAAUCUAAGAAGAUUGACAAGCACAUGUAUCAUGAUAUGUACAUGAAAGUAAAGGGUAAUGUCUUUAAGAAUAAGCGUGUGCUAAUGGAGAGCAUCCACAAGUCAAAGGCUGAGAAGGCAAGAGAGAAGACAUUGUCAGAUCAAUUUGAAGCCAAGAGGGCUAAGAACAAAGCCAGCCGGGAAAGGAAAAUUGCUCGGAGGGAGGAACGAUUGGCACAGGGACCUGGAGAAAAACAACCACCGGUGACAUCGGCAGCCCAACCUGCUGCUGUGUCUCAAUCUACUCAGGCGUCGAAGAAAUCAAAGAAGUGAGAUUUUUACAAAAGGAGUUUCUUAGGAAGGUUUACUUCUGAUGUUUCCUCUGUCCUCCAUUAUUCUAGAGUAGUUUUCAGGAGGCUUUUUUGCAGCCUUUUGUUCACUUUUGGACCUUGUUGCUUCAUAUCCAAGACCAAGGGAUUUUAAGCCUGGUAAUUUUGUUAGUCUAUGUUCAUUGCGUUUUUUGUCAACCAUGUUUGCUUAAUGGAAUUUAUUUGAGAUUAAAUGCAUAUUGAUUGGUUUAGGGUGA